This is a messenger RNA of Pelodiscus sinensis (Chinese soft-shelled turtle), 2952 nucleotides long. Lineage: Eukaryota; Metazoa; Chordata; Testudines; Trionychidae. The record is from RefSeq and is a predicted model, not a curated record.
CUGGCUCGUCUCGGACCGCGGCGGCGCAGGAGCACGCUCCAGGCCGGGAAGUUUUCUUUCCACGCUCGCUUGUAUCGCUGGAGCUGCCGGCGGCAGCGUGACGGCCUCGUUUCUCCGCCGGGGCCGGGCAGAGACAUGGCUGGGCUGGAGCCGGCUCUGGUGCCGGUGACCUUCGAGGAGGUGGCCGUGUACUUCACCGCGGGGCAGGGGGCGCUGCUGGGCCCGGCACAGAGAGCCCUCUACCGGGACGUCAUGCGGGAGAACUACGAGACGGUGACCGGGCUGGGACUUCCCAUCCCCAAACCGGACCUGAUCGCCCGCCUGGAAGCAGGAGAAGAGCCGUGGGUUCCAGAUCCCCAGACCACCGAAGAAAGAAAUAUCCCAAGAGGCAGCGAGACAGCAGGCAAUGAGACCAAAAAUGAGAAUGUGGAGGGGGUUCUGCAGCAGCAAGGCCUUCAGCCUAUGGAACUGCAGGAGAACUUUUUGAGACGAGCUGGUGGAAAUUCUCCCCGGCGUUUGGAACAGCAAAAAGCCUGGUAUAAUCCGCAGAAGGCAAAGGGGAUGAUGGGAAACCACUCAAGGAAGAAAGCGCAUGAAUCCACUGAAUAUAGGGGAGAAGGCAAAAAUCCCAAGGGAACUGCAGCCCGGCCAACAAACCAUACGACUCAGAAAAUCUAUAAAUGCUUGGAAUGUGGGAAAAACUUCAGUCGGAACUCAAAUCUUGCCACCCAUCAGAGGCUGCACACGGGCGAAAAACCGUAUAAAUGCCGUGAGUGUGGAAUGAGCUUCAGACAUCUCUCCGGCCUUAUUAAUCAUAGGAGAACUCACCCUGGAGGGGGACCGUAUCAGUGCCCGGAGUGUGGGAAAAGUUUCAGGGUACCCUCAGCCCUUCUCAUCCACGAGAGAAGUCACACGGGAGAGAAACCCUACCAGUGCUUGGACUGCGGGAAACGCUUCACGUGGAGCUCCAAUCUUACCACCCAUCAAACACUGCACACGGGAGAGAGAGCGUAUCAAUGCCCGGAGUGUGGGAAAAGCUUCCGCCAGCUCUCGGGUCUCACGAGUCACAGCCGACUCCACACCGGCGAGGGCCGGUAUAAAUGCCUCGAGUGCGGGAAAAGUUUCAACGCGCCGUCCGCCCUUACGACCCAUCGAAGGACCCACACGGGAGAGAAACCCUAUCCGUGCAAGGACUGCGGAAAGAGCUUCACUCAGCGCUCACACCUCAUUAGCCAUGAACGAAUCCACCGGCAAGAGGGGCCGUAUAAAUGCCUGGAGUGUGGGAAAAUUUUCAGUGCCCCCUCCACCCUGGUUAUCCAUCAGAGGACUCACACGGGCGAGAAACCCUAUAAAUGCUUGCACUGCGGGAAAAGCUUCAGCCAGCGCUCCGUCCUUAUUACCCACGAGAGGAUGCACACGGGAGAGGGACCCUAUAAGUGCCCAGAGUGCGGGAAAAGUUUUGGGGCACCGUCAGCUCUUCUUAUCCACCGGAGGACCCACACGGGAGAGAAACCCUACCAAUGCUCGGAGUGUGGGAAGAGCUUCAGUCAGCGCUCAGCUCUUCUUAGCCACGGACGAAUCCACACAGGGGAGAGACCCUAUACAUGCGCGGAGUGUGGGAAAAGCUUCAGUCAACACUCAGUCCUUAUUAGCCACAGGAAAAUGCACACUGGAGAUGGGCUACAUACAUGCUUUGAGUGCGGGAAAAGUUUCAGCGUCCCAUCGGCCCUGAUUGUUCAUCAGAGAACCCACACGGGAGAGAAACCCUAUAAAUGCUUGGAUUGUGGGAAAAGCUUCAGCCAGCGCUCGGUCCUUAUUAAUCAUGGAAGAAUCCAUACGGGAGAGAGGCCCUAUAAAUGUGCGGACUGUGGGAAAAGCUUCAGUCGGCGCUCAAAUCUUAUUACCCAUCAGAGACUGCACACGGGAGAGAGACCCUAUACGUGCGCAGACUGUGGGAAAAGUUUCAGUCGGAGCUCAAACCUUAUUGCCCAUCGGGCGCUGCACACAGGAGACAAACCCUAUAAAUGCCCCGAGUGUGAGAAAAGCUUCAGUCAACGCUCGGGCCUUAUUAACCAUCGGAGAAUCCAUACGGGCGAGAGACCUUAUAAAUGUUUGGACUGUGGGAAAAACUUCAGUAGGCGCUCAACUCUUUAUUCCCACUGCCGAUCACACAGGAGGCAGACCCUGUAAAAACAUCCUGAGAGUGAGAAACCCACGUAGGAGAAAAACCCUGCACGUUCCUCCACCGUGGGAAGAUUUCAGAAAGAGCUUGAACUAGGACUGUCAAUGAAUCUUGCUUUACUCAAGUGAUUAACUCAGAAUGACUCAAUUUAAAAAAUGUCAAGUAUCAGAGGGGUAGCCGUGUUAGUCUGAAUCUGCAGACAUGCAUCUGACGAAGUGGGUCUUUGCCCACGAAAGCUUAUGCUCCUACACUUCAGUUAGUCUAUCAGGUGCCACAGGACUCCUCGCCGAAUUUAAAAAAUGAAUCACGAUUAUUAGAGUUUUGAUCCCACUGUUAAGCAAUAAUAGAAUACCAAUUUACAUUUAUUCUAAACAUGUUAGGUGUUUUUCUGUGUUUUCAAAUAUAUCGAUUACAACACAGCACACAAAGUAUAUUCUCUUUAUAGUAUUUUAUGAGACAUAUUUGCAUUGUAAAAAAAGGUAUUUUUAAUUCACUUAAUACAAGUAGUGUAAUGCAAACUCUUAUGGUGUAACACAGAAUUGUUUGUGGGAGGUUACUGUUACGUAGCUAAACAAUAAAACAAUGUAGAAAUGUCAAGCUUACAAAAUCAUUACAUCCUACUUCUUGUUCAGCCAAUCCCUAAGGGAAUUGCAGAUUUUUCUUCCUCAGAAUUACAACAUUUAGCCUUGAUCUAACGCCCUUGGCUACGUCUACACUGGCAGCUUCUUGUGCAAGAACUUUUUUGUGGAAGAGUUCUUGUGCAAAAACUC